AUGGCGGCGCUCACUGCGCCGGCGGCUCUGGCUGCGGCCGCCGCAAAUGAAGCGGCCAGCGUCAGUCAACAGCCUCUGGACCUGGAAUUUGCCAUGACCAUGAGGCAAAUUGAGCUGGCGCUGAGUAUGGUGUCAGAUCGACACAUGCGAAUCCGAGGUGAGCAAUGGGCGCAGCGCCUGGGACUCCUAGCCAAGCUGCGGCAACCGUUGUUUCAAAAGGAUCGCAACUUGCACGCUGAUUUGUUGCUGAAAUGCAUCCAGGAGAACCAUUGGUCAGAGCCCAUGGACAAACAUCCGCCCGAAGGGCCCCUGCCCUCGCUGCCACGCCACGUGGCCUGUGCCCUGCGCCGCGCUCGCCUGGAGCGGCGUCACCUGGGCGCUGGCCCAGCGCUUUCACCGCGGAAACGGCAGGAGGAAGGCGUUCAAACCGACGGCGGCCAAACGAGCCAAUCCCUGGCCCAUGCUGCAGCCACUGCUGUGAAACCUGCCACGAAUCUGGGUGGCUACGGCUACAGCCGCGCAUUGGCAGCACGAUUGGCGCGCUUGGAGCUGCAAAACAAGCAACUUCGAAAGCAACUGGACGCGGUGGUCCAGCGCAGUCGUUCCACCUCCCCUGGCCGCGGCACUGGCACCCUGCACCGCGCCCGAUCGCGGGAGACGCUGCCGGGGUCACCCACCAUGGCGCGCCCGCGGUCACCAAUGGUGCGGCCAACGCCGCAGAUGGCAGAGAUGGAGCCGAGUACAUUAGUCUCACAUGCUGAAGUUCCUGCAGAUACAGAGGCAUUCUUGAAAUAUUUGGAUGUCUUUCAAGCGCAGGACGUGGCCCUUGCUGCCUCAGCAGCGGUGGCGUUGCGGAGCGAGGCCUUCACCGAGCGCCGCGACGCCUGUCGUGUGCUGGCGCAACUAAAAGAAGCAGCCAGGCCACACUUAGCACAGCUGCUCCACAUCUCUGAGUCCGAUGAAGACUAUGAGGUGCAGAAGGCCGCCAAGAACGCCCUGCGAAGCUUGCGACGCCAGGGCAUUAGCCCGGAGGUGUCUGAUCCAGUCCCAGUGAUUGCAGAGAAGCAGAGCCUACAGAGCCGGCGGGAAGUGAAAGAAGAGGUGCCCAAUGACAUCGAUGUCGCUGAUUGGCUCGGGCCAAAGGCGCUGUUUGACAUUAACGGACAGAUUCUUGAGAUGAGCCUGGAGAACCAGGUGACGCCAAAUGACUUGGUCCAAAUCUGGGAGAGGCACCGUGAAUUCCGCGCCUCCGCAACGGGCAAUUUUCUGCUUCCAGCCCGCUGGCCUCGCUGCAGCUCAUCGAUCCCACUGCGCAGCCGCGCCAGCCGCGCGGACGAGGACAAUGCCCAAGGCAGUGUUUGGUGGAUGGCGCUCAACAGCAGCGAAGCCCUGGAAGCCGAGGAUCGCUGGGUCGAAUUGCCGGUCUUUCCGCUGAGCGGCGCCUACUUUCCCUUCUCCGAAAUGGAGCUGAGCAUCUUUGAGCCCAGGUAUCGUCAGCUCUACAACGACAUUUUGGUCUCGGGAGGACGACGCUUCGUGGUCGUGGCACCGCACCCGGAGGAGGAGCGAGUGGCCGAGGUUGGUGUCGUUUUCUACCUGGAUGAACUCACAGACGUCUCUGAAGAGUCGGGGGAUGAAGUGAAAUACAUUUGCAAUCAUCGCAUCAUCGAACGAGUCCGGCUCCGGCGGAUUCUGAAUCCUAGCGCUUGGAAGGAUGCAUCCACCUACCUGCGCGCAGAAGUGGAACCGUUUGAAGAUGACGAUCUGUUGGAGGAUGCCAAGGAACAACAGGAGGAGGUGAUGGCAUUGCUCACACGCCUGGCUAGUCGACAGGAGGAGAUGGGCGGUCCACACUUCGAGAGCCACAUUUCGGACUAUGCUAACGCAUCUUGCGCUGAGCAGGGUGGACUUUGGACGUUGGCGGAUGUUUUCGCCGAGUACUUUGAAUUUCUGCAAUCUGAAAAGGAACAAAACCUGGAUAUUGACAUUGAGCAGGUCUAUCGCAAGUACAAUUUGGAGGAUCAAGAUGACGACAACGCAGGCACUGCGCCCUUUGAUGAAGAUGUGAAGGAUGCCCCGGGUGGUGCUCCCAUGAGUUCCUACGAACCCUAUGAGGAUGACUACGAGUACGAGGAGGUAGAUCUGAUGGAGCUUCCGAGCAACGCGCGCAGCGAACUUUGGAGGCUGCAGGAGCAGUUCGAGGAGGAGGCCUCUGUACUUAACGACGACUUGAUGCUCUUUGUGCAUCAGAUGUUACAGUCCAGAUCUCAUGCUGAGCGCUUGAAGAUCAUGCAAAGGGCCUUGCUCCAAGAGGAGAGGCGCCUGGCUGCGCGAAAGGCCUUGCAAUCUGUGAUGUUGAGCAUAGGCUCGAAGGAGGGUGGCCCCGCUGUGAGCCGGGCGUUUUUCGAUGUAGAUUCGCUGUGUUGCGAUGGUGGAGCAGAGAAAAAGGGUCCUGCCGGAAGGGGCUCACCCAGCUGGCUAUGUUUGUUGGUUUAUGAUCUCAAUCUAGUUGGGGCUCCCCCGUUUUCUCAAUCUGGUGCUUAG
Molecule: messenger RNA, 2544 nt
Organism: Cladocopium goreaui
Lineage: Eukaryota; Dinophyceae; Suessiales; Symbiodiniaceae
Source: the annotation of a GenBank genome assembly